Rodentolepis nana is the source of this 575-nucleotide messenger RNA. Lineage: Eukaryota; Metazoa; Platyhelminthes; Cestoda; Cyclophyllidea; Hymenolepididae. The record is from the annotation of a GenBank genome assembly.
GAGAUUAUAUUUGGAUCAAACCACAAAAUCACGGCGAGUUUGAUAUUUCAAUUGGUGCAAAAAUUUUGGAUAUCAAUAAUGAAACAUAUUACGUUGAAGAUGAUGACGGAAAACAAUAUUCUGUUCCAAUUGACUCAGACACUCAGCUUAUGCACCCAAGUUCUGUUCGAGGUGUACCCGAUAUGACCUCUCUUGGCGAACUUCAUGAAUGUAGUAUUCUACGAAAUUUGCUUCUUCGCUACCGAUCAGAUGAAAUUUAUACUUAUACUGGGUCAGUACUAAUAGCAAUCAAUCCCUAUUGUUCUCUGCCGAUCUAUACUGAUCAAAUUACACGACAGUACACAGACAAGCCAAUUGGGCAAUUGCCACCUCACUUAUUCGCCAUAGGAGAUAAUGCCUAUCGACAAAUGCUUCGCGAUUCACAUGAUCAAUGUAUCAUAAUCAGUGGUGAAAGUGGUGCAGGCAAGACUGAAAGCACCAAGCUUCUACUUCAGUUCAUCACGGCGAUUAGUGGAGGCGAUUCCAAUGUCGGCAGACGUAUCCUCGAUUCAAAUCCCAUCAUGGAAGGUAUGUAA